This is a messenger RNA of Phragmites australis (common reed), 2308 nucleotides long. RefSeq lists its product as uncharacterized. The coding region runs from base 108 to 2183 and encodes 691 amino acids. NCBI's taxonomy places the organism in Eukaryota, Viridiplantae, Streptophyta, Magnoliopsida, Poales, Poaceae. The transcript is spliced from 5 exons. Gene Ontology annotation, cellular component: intracellular membrane-bounded organelle. The record is from RefSeq and is a predicted model, not a curated record. Gene Ontology annotation, molecular function: phosphatidylinositol phosphate binding.
AGGGACCCUAGUGCAAGUCCUACUCGUUUUCAACCAAAACAAGAAGACAUCAACAAAUCUGCAUCCCUAGAAGCGGACCAACUCCGGCCGCCGGGAUCCAGAUCAGCAUGGAGCCACCCCGGCGAUCCACCGGCGCUACCGCUGCGUCGGAGCUAUCGUCGGCGGCCGGAUCGGACGCCGAGGAGGAGGACAGGUACUGCAGCGCCAACUCCGCCCUCGGCACGCCCAGCUCCCUCGCCACCCUCCUCCCCUCCUCCGACCUCUGGGACCACCACAUGGACAUCCUCCUCCUCGACGACGUCCACCCCGCUGCUGCGGCCGCCGGAUUCCCCAAGAACCACCAGCUCAGCCGCCUUCAGGCGCAGACGCGGCUAGGAACCGGUACUCCUCCGGCCGCCGCGGGAGACGACGCUCUCGCGCAGCAGGACUCGAGUUCUGGUUUCCCAGCUGUUCCUCCGCUCCCGGAUCCUGUGCAGGUGGACAGACUUGAUGACAAUGAUUUAUUUGACGAUAUGGUUCAAGAGAUGGAAGAGAUUCUGCUCAAUUCAGGAGAGCCCCAUGAAAAUGGAACUUUUACAGAUAAUCGCAGGAACAAUUCUCGUCAGGCUCACCAUUUCAGGGAUGGAAGCACUACUGCCUCUACUUCUGGUACAGAUGAUGCCUCUGUAUACCCUCUUCCUCGCUAUCCUUCCAAAAUUGAUUGGGUGGAGGUUGUGGGGGCAAAGCAAAGAACUGGGGAUGUUUCUUUCGGUGAGCGGAUGGUUGGUGUCAAAGAAUACACUGUUUAUUUGUUAAAAGUGAGGAGCGGUGAAGAUCAAUGGGAAAUUGAGCGCCGGUACCGUGAAUUUUAUGCACUUUAUCGCCAACUUAAGGACUUCUUUUAUGAGAAAGGUUUGACUCUUCCCCCCACAUGGGAAAAUGUUGAAAGAGAGUCAAAUAAAAUAUUUGGCAAUGCAUCCCCAGAUGUUGUCAGUGAGAGAAGUGAUCUUAUUCAGAACUGUUUGUGUUCUUUGUUGGUUUCUAGUUAUCCAUUUGGAGCACCCACCCCUCUGGUUAUUUUUUUGUCACCAGGGAGGCCUGGUUAUGAAUUUAGCUUGUUGAAAACGCUCAUUCCACGAUCUUUGCAAAAGCGAAGCAGUGAUUUGCAUUCCAAAGAUUCAGACUGCAAUGGAGGUUCCAAUGAUGAUUCUACCUCAAUGGGCAAGAAAAUAUCUCUUAUUGUGGAGGAUAGGCCUCGGAAGUCGACUAGACAGUUGUUAGAGUUACAACACUACAACUGUGCAGGAUGCCAUAGGCAUUUGGAUGCUGGACGAACAUUGCUGCAAGAACUUGCACAAAAUAUUGGAUGGAACAAGCCUCGGCUUUGUACUUACACUGGCCAAUUGUUUUGUGCUUCAUGUCACACAAAUGACACUGCAGUUCUGCCAGCAAGAGUUUUGCACCACUGGGAUUUUUCUUUAUAUCCAAUUUCCCAGUUAGCGAAAGCAUAUUUGGACUCCAUCUAUGAACAGCCUAUGCUCUGUGUAAGUGCUGUCAAUCCUUUCCUAUUCUCUAAAGUUCCAGCUCUGCUUAGUAUCAUGAGUGUCCGGAAGAAAAUAGCAGCUAUGCUUCCUUGUGUCCAAUGCCCUUUCCGGAACUCCAUACUUAAAGGACUAGGAAUUCGAAGAUACCUUCUUGAUGGGAAUGACUUCUUUGCGCUUCGUGACCUCGUUGAUCUCUCGAAAGGGGCUUUUGCAGCACUUCCAGUUAAGGUGCAGACCAUAUCAAACAGGAUACUUGAACACAUCACCGAGCAAUGCCUUGUGUGCUAUGACUCCGGUGUACCGUGUGCUGCUCGACAAGCUUGUGAUGACCCCCUGUCCCUUAUAUUUCCAUUUCAGGAGGAUGAAGCUACAAAAUGCGAUUUGUGUAGAUCAAUUUUCCAUAAGCAAUGCUUUAGGAAAAUCAGUGUUUGCCCUUGUGGUAAGGCUUCCAGCACAGGCAGGAAGAUUGCGGCGCUUGAGCAAGCUGUACAUGGAGGCACUGGCGUGACAUCAACCGAGUCGAUCCAGCCCCCGUCUUUCUCUUCAUCCUCUGGAUUUUUCUCCGAUAUUCUCUCCAAAGCAAGACCGGAUAAACUCUGGAAGCCGAGAAAUAGCAGUCCUGUAAUCCUUAUGGGUUCUAUGCCAGAUACGUCUAUAUGAGUUCAGUUUUAUGUCUGCUCCAUUAACUGUUGUAUUUUUGCCCCAAACAAAUUUAUACCGCUGUACCUAAGAGAACCAUCCUACCAAAUGUUCUGAAUGUAAUAGAAUGCAAUUAAUUUUGUUGA